This is a messenger RNA of Siniperca chuatsi (mandarin fish), 2360 nucleotides long. It is a transcript of the gene nkx2.4a, whose product is annotated as NK2 homeobox 4a. Gene Ontology annotation, molecular function: DNA-binding transcription factor activity, RNA polymerase II-specific; RNA polymerase II cis-regulatory region sequence-specific DNA binding. Gene Ontology annotation, cellular component: nucleus. Bases 606 to 1664 code for a protein of 352 amino acids. The record is from RefSeq and is a predicted model, not a curated record. The transcript is spliced from 2 exons. Gene Ontology annotation, biological process: cell differentiation; regulation of transcription by RNA polymerase II. Lineage: Eukaryota; Metazoa; Chordata; Actinopteri; Centrarchiformes; Sinipercidae.
CAGCAUUUUGUCAUUCUGAGCUUAUUUGGACUUGUCCCUCUCUGGUGGGGCAAAAUGAUGCUUAAGAAGCAUAAAUGAGCUGGUCAUACAACUUCAUUGUGCCUCUUUGAUGAUACUCGGUGGCCCUUAUGUCUGUUCAAAGUGCUCUCAAAGUUUCUAGAAAGAGUGGAAUUCCCUACUGACGCAAAAUAGUCAUAUGUGGUCAGAUCAGCUGAUGUGCAGAACAUAAUGGGUUAUAUAUAUAUGUGUGUAUAUAUAGUUGUCAGAAAGGACAGAAUCCUAAAUGUGUGGCGUCGUUUUAUUCAUGCAUACAACUUAAUAUAAAGGAAAGUGCAUUUUCAUGAAUUAUUUCCCUAAAAUGUCAAUGACUAUUGUUUGCUGGUUUAGGAGUUUUGCUCCGCCCCCUGUGUUUGUCGUAAACCUGGCUCCUGGCUCCAAUAAACCCGGGCUAAGAGCGCCCUGGGCUCGCCUCCUUCUCCAAGGCGAUCAAUAGGAUCUCAGGCGCACUACAAGCACUCUCUUACGUAGACAUCCACCAAGGAGAGAGCCGAUACAACAACACGGUUGAUCUGCUCAAACACAAAAAUCUACCUGCUUUCUGAAUCAUGUCGUUGAGCCCAAAGCACACAACGCCUUUUUCAGUGACAGAUAUUUUGAGUCCAAUCGAGGAGACCUACAAGAAGUUUGGUGGCAUGGACGGAGCAGGGAACCUAACCUCUCCACUGGGAGCCUACCGACAGCCUCAGGUGUCUCAGACCGGCAUGCAACAGCACUCCAUGGGCCAUAACGCCACCGUGGCCACCACUUACCACAUGCCGCACACCGUCUCCCAGUUCUCCCACAGCGCAAUGGGGGGAUACUGCAAUGGAAGCAUUGGCAACAUGGGAGACCUCCCGUCGUACCAGGAAAGCAUGCGGAAUAGUGCAGCAGCAACAGGGUGGUACAGCGCCAACCCUGAUCCAAGAUACUCCACAAUUUCUAGAUUCAUGGGACCUUCCACAGGUAUGAACAUGACCGGUAUGGGGAGUCUCACAGGAAUGGCGGACACCACAAAAACCAUGCCAGCUCUCCACGCUGCGCCCAGGAGGAAACGGCGCGUCCUGUUCUCGCAGGCUCAGGUCUACGAGCUGGAGAGGAGGUUUAAGCAGCAGAAAUACCUGUCAGCGCCUGAGAGAGAGCACCUGGCCAGCAUGAUCCACCUGACGCCGACCCAGGUGAAGAUCUGGUUUCAGAACCACCGGUACAAGAUGAAACGCCAGGCCAAGGACAAGGCAGCGCAGCAGCUGCAGCAGCAGCAGCAACAGGACGGUAACCUGUGCCAACAGCAGGCGCAGUCCCCGAGGCGCGUAGCCGUGCCAGUUCUGGUGAAGGACGGUAAACCGUGCCAGAACGGCUCAAACACGCCGACGCCGAACCAGCAACAGGUACAACAGAGCCAACAACAGAGCCAACAACAGAACGGAGCCGCAGUUGUGCUCGCAUCCCCGACCAGCAGCCUCACCCAGCAUCAAAGCCAGCAGGUGAACGCUUUGGAGCUGGAGGAGAUGUCGCCAAGCCCCCCCUCACUGCACAGCCAGCUCAACAUGGCCCAGAUAGACACAUCUGCUGUAGAUUACACCAGUAACAUGGUCAGCUCAAACCUCCUCUACGGCAGAACGUGGUAGGACUUAAUACAGUACUGUCACUUUCCACUUUUUCUAUGAGAACCUGCGGAUGAGCCCAUGCAAGAGCAUAUAUAUAUAUAUAUAUAUAUAUAUAUAUAUAUAUAUAUAUAUAUAUAUAUAUAUAUAUAUAUAUAUAUGAAGGCUGAAAAUGGGGGCCCGUUGGUGUUGAGAGGACAAGGCGCACAGAGGCGCACCAGCUGAUCAGGGCACAUUUUCUUGACAUCUCUGAGAGGGGAGUCUAUUUUUGAACAUUACAGAAAUGGCUGCCCUUGAAAGCAAUUAUGUCGUUUCUGGACCUUUUGUAAUCCAUGUUUUGGACCUUCCUCAUGAUGUUUUAAACGUAGUCUAUGUUGUUGAAACAAAAAGGAAUGCUGCUUCACUUGAGUGCGGACUGGGGGGAAGGUGGGAUCAGGUUUGAAGUACACUAAGCCACCACUCCUUAUUUGCGGUGAUAACCUGGUAUUUUAAAAUAUUAAUAUUGUAAACUAAUGUAUUCAUUUAGACUUAUUAAAUAAAGUAGGGACUUGUAUAUUUGGCUAACACACGAGAAUGCGUUUAACUGUAUAAGAAUCGUUAUUGCGUCCACUUUUAUGUUUUCUUUAUUCUUUUGUAAGUUAAAAAGGAACAAAUGCGUGAUGGCUGCUGUAUAUGUUUCAAAACCAAGUGAACGUUAACAAUAAAUAACUUGAAGUGUGA